AUGCUUCGGCCGCUCGCCGCACCGCCGCUCCCCGCCGUCGAGCCAACACUCCUGGAGCUUCGCGUUGCAGCUUCCCAAGCAAAUUCUAUUAUUGAUUACAAAGAUUGGCAAAUUUCACUCGGACGUCGUUUUAGAAUCAAGACAAGUCUCAGAGAUCUUUCUGGCAUGUUCGUCUUGCGAUUUGCAGUAGGAGUGCCGCUCACAGAGCAGCAACGCGUCUUUGCUGCUUGGAAGCUUCUGCAAGAUUUGGCCACCAAACAGUUAGGACGUUCACAAUAA
This is a messenger RNA of Panicum hallii, 279 nucleotides long. Its product is annotated as tryptophan decarboxylase 2-like. The record is from RefSeq and is a predicted model, not a curated record. NCBI's taxonomy places the organism in Eukaryota, Viridiplantae, Streptophyta, Magnoliopsida, Poales, Poaceae. The transcript has 4 exons. The coding region runs from base 1 to 279 and encodes 92 amino acids.